Sclerotinia sclerotiorum 1980 UF-70 is the source of this 696-nucleotide messenger RNA. RefSeq lists its product with no specific name. The record is from RefSeq and is a predicted model, not a curated record. The transcript has 4 exons. Gene Ontology annotation, biological process: monoatomic ion transport; intracellular water homeostasis. Lineage: Eukaryota; Fungi; Ascomycota; Leotiomycetes; Helotiales; Sclerotiniaceae. Gene Ontology annotation, molecular function: mechanosensitive monoatomic ion channel activity. The coding region runs from base 1 to 696 and encodes 231 amino acids.
AUGCCUCGACCAACCCUCGACUUCGAUGCACGAGCAGCAAGCGAACCACUUCUUCGCACUACCAGCGCUGCACGCCGACAUCUUACAAGUUUUUGGGAUGGAUUUGUCGAUUUCGCUUUCAAUGAUAAUGUUCUCCACGUUGCUAUUGGUUUGAUAAUAGCGCAGUCCUUCACGACUUUAAUCACCUCCCUGGUGUCAUCCGUUCUUCUUCCACCGCUUUCUCUUCUUCCUUUUUUGAACAAAAAUUUGGAUGAGAAAUUCGCUGUUCUGAGACCUGGUCCCCACUAUGGCGGUACUUUGCAUAACCAUACCGAAAUUGGCGGUGGAGCAGGUGAAGGUGUGGAGGGAAAUAGUACUGUGGUAGUCCAGAUGGGUAUUGAAUUCUUGUAUGGAGCUGGGUAUAAUACGCUGAAGCAGGCGUUGGAUGAUGGGGCUAUUGUUUUGGCUUGGGGCUCCUUUUUAAACAACGUAAUAAACUUCAUAGGCGUCGGUCUCGCACUCUACGGCAUCGCCGGUCUCUACCAAUAUUUCAGCCAAGAUAAUGCUAUCAUCAAACACAAUGUCCGCUGCAGAUAUUGCCGCAAGAAGAUUUUCGAGAAGGCACUCCGAUGCGUAUUCUGCAGCUCAUGGCAAGAUGGCCGCGAAGAUCUUCCUCCCGCUCCCGCUGCUCCCGCUGCUCCCACUCCUCCCAGAUAA